UCCUGCGGCUUAGGUCGAAAGUGAAACAUUCGGCACGCAAAAUAAUUGAGCAUAUAAUUUCAAUAUAAAAUUCUGUUAAAGAAUCAUAAAAAAAAGGUAUCUAAGUUAUAAUGGCUCGAAAUGCAAUGUUAUCUCGGAUGGAAACGAUCUGUGCCGAAGCGAUGGAAAUCCAGGAGAUUUUUCUAGAUGAUGACGAUGAUCUGGACGAAGAGGAAGUUCCGGACGACAUUCCAAGCGACGCCGAUGACGAUGAUGUGCAACAAAAAGAUGAAGAGAGUGACGGAAAAUCCAGCCGAUCAAGUGAAAAGCAAGAAAAGCGCAAUAACAAUGACAAAGGAGUAUCUGUUAAGGUUAAUUGCGAGGAUAAAAAGCAGCAGCGUUAUGCCAAAUGGAUAUCACGAGCUUUGCGGGCAGCUGUCAAUCCUAUUGUUUCCAGAUUCAAUCUCAACUUGAAGGUUAACCUUGAUCUGAACUUAGCUAAUAAGGGAAAUGCCAACAAGGGAUCGAACGAACAAGAAAAUUCCAAACAAGAAAAUGUUGGGAAGCCUACACCUGAACAGUCAAAGCAACGAGCCGAUUUGGCCAGGAUCAAAGCAUUGCAAAAAGAGAACAAACGUCUGGAAGCUAUGUUUACAAAAAUUGUUGCAGCAUAUUCGGAUAUGAAGACAAAACUUACUCAGAAAACUACUGAAAUGGAUGAUCUGCAGCUCAAGGUCAGCAAAUCAGACUCAAAUAUUUCACAGCUAUUAAGUGAUAAUAGCACUCUUAAAGCCAAACUAGCAGAGCAAGAAGCCCAUAAUGAUGAGCUGCAAACUGAAUUGAAACAACUACAAAACCAAAAUUCUUCUGCACAAAACGAAAUAAACACACUGGAGAAGCAACUCGAAAAGAGCACAAAUAAUUCAGCGGAACUGCGGAAGCAAGUUGCAGAACUACAGCAGAAGUAUGAUGCUUUCGUUAGUCGGACUCAGAAAGAACAAGCCGAGCUCUUUACAUUCCAGCAUAAAUGUACGUUGGAUACCAAGCAGGCUGAAAUAGCAAAACUAUCCGAUCUGUUAAAACAACUCGAGGAGGAAAAGCAAAUGUCUGAAACUAAAUUCCACCGCACCCUGCAGGCGCAGGUUCAGAAAAAUACACAACUAGAGCUGCGGAAUGUAGAACUUAUGCAAAGAAAUCGCGAGCUCAGUGCACUUCCGAAAAGGAACACUUCGGAGACAGCAGAACAUACAACUGCAGUAUACUCUACGUCGAAUGUAGCAUCUAAUUUUACCUGCCCUCUGUGUGGAACCAAAUUCGCAAAGUUGGGUGAUUUACAAAUCCAUACCGAAAAUUGUGGGAUAUAAUGCAGUUUAAUUUCACAAAAGCCAUUUGAGAACAAAGUAUUCCUUCUGAAAUGCUAUUCGGGAACACUUAACCCUCUAGUGCCCAAUACCAUUUGGCGGGCUUCAGUCGAAGUUUUGAAAAGCUUCAAUAUGUACUUAAAGAGUGUUUUAAAUGAUUCAUAGUGAUUUUACCGAAGCCCGUUUAGAAAUUAACUUGGGCGCUAGAGGGUUAAAAUAAAGCACUUAUGAAAUAUCUUUAGAUUAGUAAUCUAUGUCGCGAAAGCUCGAUUACGACUUUAGUGUAGCCCGCGAUAAUAGGUAAAUAAAUGCGAUGAAACGAG
Molecule: messenger RNA, 1663 nt
Organism: Wyeomyia smithii (pitcher-plant mosquito)
Lineage: Eukaryota; Metazoa; Arthropoda; Insecta; Diptera; Culicidae
Product: putative leucine-rich repeat-containing protein DDB_G0290503
Exons: 10
Coding region: 111-1343 (410 amino acids)
Source: RefSeq, a predicted model, not a curated record